GAGCCCUUCCUGCCCUUCCUCCGCCCGCGCGCUGGGACUUGCUGGCGGCCGCUGCGGGAGGCGGUUGAGGCGGCUGCGGGGAUCGGCCCGUCCUCACCCGGAACGGCCAUGGCGCGGCGCCGCUAGGUUUCCGCUGCGGGGUCAGGUCGAGCUGGGGCCGCUCCGCGAGUCGCAGGCCGGGAUGGAGCCGGGGGGCGGCCGGCGGGGCCCGGAGGCAGCGGGGGGCCGAGCGUCCUGCCGGGCCGCCGCGCUGCUGUUGCUGAUGCUUCUGGCCGCGCCCGCCGGGCUGCGCGCCGCCCUGGAGGAAGAGACCGGCCGGAACAAGGAGCCGCCGGCGCCGCCACAGCAGCAGCAGCCGCAGCCCGCGGUGCAGGGGCUAGAUCCGGCCCGGGCCGAGAAAUGGCCCACGCCAGUUCCUCCAGUUCAUCUUAUCAGUGAAGAAUCUGCUGAUAAAACUAAUUUGGGGUUUAUUCAUGCUUUUGUGGCUGCCAUAUCAGUCAUCAUUGUGUCGGAGCUGGGGGAUAAGACCUUCUUUAUUGCAGCCAUCAUGGCAAUGCGUUAUAAUCGUUUGACUGUAAUGGCUGGUGCCAUGCUUGCCUUAGGACUGAUGACAUGCUUAUCAGUUUUAUUUGGCUAUGCCACCACAGUUAUCCCCCGAGUGUACACAUACUAUGCGUCAACUGCACUGUUUGCAAUUUUUGGCAUCAGAAUGCUUCGGGAAGGCUUGAAGAUGAGCCCAGAUGAGGGUCAGGAGGAGCUGGAGGAAGUUCAAGCAGAAAUCAAGAAAAAAGAUGAAGAAUUCCAGAGAACGAAACUGUUAAAUGGGCCAGGAGAUGUGGAAACAGGGACAGGCACAAAUAUACCUCAGAAGAAGUGGCUGCAUUUUAUUUCUCCAAUUUUUGUUCAAGCUUUUACUUUAACGUUCGUAGCAGAAUGGGGUGAUCGCUCUCAAUUGACAACAAUAGUCCUGGCAGCAAGAGAGGAUCCCUACGGUGUGGCAGUGGGAGGAACAGUGGGACACUGUCUAUGCACUGGGUUAGCAGUUAUUGGAGGAAGGAUGAUAGCACAAAAAAUUUCCGUUAGGACUGUGACAAUCAUAGGAGGCAUUGUUUUCUUGGCAUUUGCUUUCUCUGCACUAUUUAUAAGCCCGGAGUCUGGUUUUUAACAAGCUUUUUUUCAUUGUCUUUAAAGAGCAAGGAUCGGGAGCAACAAGUCUGUCCUUGUGUGUUGCUGUAUAUAAUGUACAAGUAUUGUUGCUAAACAAGCACUGAAAAUGAGAGACUGCAUUUCUAUAGCAGUGAGUUUGGCACAUUCAUGGACCCUAUGCCAUGAAGAUUGGUUUGCAAGGUGUAUUUAGGUGGUGGUUGGGUGCCUCACAGGAUUUGAGUGGCUUUCUUGCUUGCUGAACCCGAUCAGAUGGGUUUUGAGGAUCUGCAUCCACAAACAUGAGGCUUCCUUCCUCUGUUACACGUGAUCACUAUUGCUGUCUGUUCUAGAGCUUAUCCAUCUGGCAAGAUGAGCUGCCGCCUUGCCAACUGGCAUUAUGAUGUUACAAAUUUCUCCAAUAUUAAGGAGAAAAUCAUUGACUCUCUCACACUUCACUUCCAGGAUCCCCUGGUAGCCUAAGAAACCUGAGGGCAGCUCCCAUGCCAUUAAGUGACUGAGCCACCUAUUGAAAUGUUUAGAAUUAAUUUAAAAAGGCAAAUAUCUUAAUCAGGGGGCUUUGGUCUAAAGUCAACAAAAGUGCUGACUCACAAUGUACUGUUUUCAACAACAGACAAUCUGGCUAGAUCUGAUUUUCUUUACUAAACAAUUCCUUUUUGUAUUAAGUUGAAAACUUAUAAUAUACAUCAUAGUAAUAAAAUAGUCAAUAUUUGACAAUGCUGCAUUCUCAAAUUUGAACAAUAAUGCAAUUCUUACAGAUAAGUUAUGUUCAUAUUUUCUUUAAUAGUGUAAUGGGGGAAUGGAAAUAAAACAGUGGUGUCUCCAUUUUAGUUACUUUCAA
Caretta caretta (loggerhead turtle) is the source of this 2005-nucleotide messenger RNA. RefSeq names its product transmembrane protein 165 (gene TMEM165). Gene Ontology annotation, biological process: Golgi calcium ion transport; manganese ion transmembrane transport; Golgi calcium ion homeostasis. The record is from RefSeq and is a predicted model, not a curated record. Gene Ontology annotation, cellular component: Golgi apparatus. Lineage: Eukaryota; Metazoa; Chordata; Testudines; Cheloniidae. Gene Ontology annotation, molecular function: calcium ion transmembrane transporter activity; manganese ion transmembrane transporter activity.